UUUUUUUCAAGGCCAAGUCUAUGAGAAUAAGUAUUAGGUUGUUUCGUUGCAAAUAGCUUUUAUUGUCACUAUUUAGUAAUACCCAGGUUCAUUAGUUGAAUCAAAUUGUAGACUAUUUAGCUCUUUCACAGCACUGAAAUUGGAUUAUCUGAUUUGCCCAUCUAGGGUUGUGUGACAAAUGUUCUUUCCAUACAGUCAGGAGAAAUGCUAUUCACCAUAUCCUAGUUUGUAGACACUGUGUGUGAGAAGUCAAACUUCUAGGAUUGAUAAACUGUGGAAACUAAGUUAACCUAAAGUUUACAUGCCAAUGUGUUAUUUCUGGUUUUAGGGGACACAUGAGGAACGGAAUCCUAGCUCAACCAACAAGCUUUCUUCCCCUUUUAUUCCACAUUUUUCUUAGGAGGAUGUGUUUCAAAAUGCUAUGUAUUCAAGAGCCGGUUGCAAGAGUAUGCACAGAAAAUGGGAAUAAAGACACCAGUAUAUGAGACUACAAAAGAAGGUCCUUCACAUGAGCCUUCCUUCAGGUCUACUGUGAUAUUAAAUGAUGUUAGAUACGACUCUUUGCUUGGGUUUACUAAUCGUAAGGCAGCUGAACAGUCAGCUGCUGAAGUUGCUCUGGUGGAGUUAUCUAAAUCUGGUGAUGCUGCACAAUGCAUCUCUCAACCUGUUCAUGAAAUUGGCUUAUGCAAAAAUCUGCUUCAAGAGUAUGCACAGAAGAUGAAUUAUGCUGUUCCUGUAUAUCAGUGUCAGAGGGAUACUUCUUCUAGCAAAGUACCACUGUAUUCAUGUACUGUCGAGAUUGGGGGAAUUCGUUAUAUUGGAGCUGCAGCAACAACCAAAAAGGAAUCUGAGAUAAAAGUGGCUAGAACUGCUCUUCUAGCUCUCUUGUUAAGUGAUACUGAGUCAUCCAUGGGAUCAGUUGGCAGCUCUGAGUUAACAGUGCUUCCAUCCAAAAGAAAGCGGUCAGAAUGUGAAGAGAUUGCUAAUGAACCUAAACCAAAGAAACCCCCAUAUAAGAGGAGAAUGUUCAAAAAGAAAGCCUAUGAAGAAAAGGUGGGCCAGACUGAAGUUGGAAAUAUAGCACCAGGAUCAGAGAGUAAUGAAUCCGUUAAGCCAAUGACUGCAGAAGCUAGGCCAAAAGAGCCAGUGUCCGAGGAUAUUCCCCAUGCUAAUAACGUCAAUGCUGAACAUGGGCCGUCAAUAGCUUCAGAUUUCACCAACAGCAGCAUUGUGAGUGGGAACGUGGGUUCAAUUUCACUGUCCUGUGGAAACAUAACUACUUUGGCCAAGGAAGUGGAUAUGGUGUCUGCCGUUAAGCCAAUGACUGCAGAAGCUUUGCCACAAGACUCAGUGUCCGAGUAUAUUACCCGUGCUAAUAAUGUCAACGCUGAACAUGGGCUGACAACAGCUUCAGAUUUCACCAACAGCAGCAAUGGAAGUGGGGAUGUGGGUUCAGUUUCACUGUCCUGUGGAAAUACAACUGCUUCAGGUAAGGAAGUGAAUAUGGUGUCUUCUGUUAAGCCAAUGACUGCAGGAACUAUGCCACAAGAUUCAGUGUCUGAGGAUAUUCCCCAUGCUAAUAAUGUCAAUGCUGAACAUGGGCUGUCAACAGCUUCAGAUUUCACCAACAGCAGCAAUGGGAGUGGAGAUGUGGGUUCAGUUUCACUGCCGUCUGGAAACAUAACUACUUUGGCCAAGGAAGCGGAUAUGGUGUCUGCCGUUAAGCCAAUGACUGCAGAAGCUAUGCCACAAGACUCAGUGUCUGAGGAUAUUCCCCAUGCUAAUAAUGUUAAUGCUGAGCCGUCAACAGCUUCAGAUUUCACCAACGGCAGCAAUGGGAGUUGGGAUGUGGGUUCAGUUUCACUGUCCUGCGGAAACACAACUACUUCGGCCAAGGAAGUGAAUAUGGUUGCUGCUGUUAAGCCAGUGUCUGCAGAAAUGAUGCCACAAGAUUUGGUGUCUGAGGAUAUUCCCCAUGCUAAUAAUGUGAAUGCUGAACAUGGGCCGUCAGCAGCUUCAGAUUUCACCAACGGCAGCAAUUUGAGUGGGGAUGUGGGUUCAGUUUCACUGUCCUGUGGAGACACAACUACUUUGGCCAAGGAAGUGAAUAUGGUGUCUUCUGGACCUUGUUUGGAGGCUUCAAGUGUCAUGCCUGGACCUGACUAAUCGCAGUAAGUAUUGCAAGCUGGUGCGGUAAAUUGUAGGCGUAGGACUUAUUACUAAGAGAAACAGAUGUUAAAAAUUAUGGAUCGAGAAUUCAGUAGCUUAUAUAUAAAGCAUGUAUGUCUUCAUCUCCGAAGUUAUGGAUAUUGACUUUUGGAUCGGGAUAUUGAAUAUUACCACCAGACUCGUAGCUUUGCUUUGCCCAAUUGUGGUUGUAUUUAUGUAUAAAUUUGGAACAGUAAUUAUGAAUAUGGUUAAGCAGUUUUGCUCGAUUGGCAA
This is a messenger RNA of Rosa rugosa (rugosa rose), 2442 nucleotides long. Its product is annotated as double-stranded RNA-binding protein 6. The record is from RefSeq and is a predicted model, not a curated record. Gene Ontology annotation, cellular component: nucleus. The transcript has 3 exons. Lineage: Eukaryota; Viridiplantae; Streptophyta; Magnoliopsida; Rosales; Rosaceae. Bases 460 to 2166 code for a protein of 568 amino acids. Gene Ontology annotation, biological process: regulation of gene expression; rRNA processing. Gene Ontology annotation, molecular function: double-stranded RNA binding; ribonuclease III activity.